Thrips palmi is the source of this 2147-nucleotide messenger RNA. RefSeq names its product set1/Ash2 histone methyltransferase complex subunit ASH2 (gene ash2). Lineage: Eukaryota; Metazoa; Arthropoda; Insecta; Thysanoptera; Thripidae. Gene Ontology annotation, molecular function: protein binding; transcription cis-regulatory region binding. Gene Ontology annotation, cellular component: Set1C/COMPASS complex. The transcript has 10 exons. The coding region runs from base 234 to 1949 and encodes 571 amino acids. The record is from RefSeq and is a predicted model, not a curated record.
AAUUCAACCGCUACGCGCAUUGCGAGCGGAGCGGGAAGAAAAGCCGCUUUCUGGUCUGCUGACUGUUUGGCCGUUUCUACAGUCCGCAGUGUGUUUUAAGAGGCCCAAGAGGGUUAUAUCUUUCCGGCCGAUCAAACCGCACUUUCAAGGGUUUUAUGAAGUUUAAAUUGGACUUUUGUUAACAAUAGAAGUCAUUUAUUUGUCGGCAGCCCCUAUCUUUUCUUGAAACAGCGAUGGAGGAGGAAAAGGAUGACGGAGGAAGCAGUAGAGGUACGGCAGACACAGCAGAGGAAAGCGAGCCAAUAGAAGGCCUCGAAGACGAAAAGGUGGAUGAAGACAAGACUGAUGAUGAACCAUUAAUUGAUGGGGUGCUGAAGACUGAGAGAGAUGAGCAAUGCUAUUGCGGUAAAGAGCGCAAUAUGAAUAUUGCAGAACUCUUGUGUGCAAGUUGUGGGAGGUGGUUUCAUGAAUCUUGUAUCAGUUACCAGCUAGGGAAACUAGUCCCAUUCAUGACAAACUAUACCUUCUUCUGUAAAAACUGCUCCCCCUCUGGCCUUGAAAGUUUCAAAAAGACCCAAGCGGCUUUCCCACAAAUGAUAUUGACUGCUCUCGGUAAUUUAACUCAAAAGAGAGUCAAGGAUGGAAGCUCUAAAACACAAUUUUCCAAAGAUCAGGACAUUAUUCCCUUCAUAGAUCAGCAUUGGGAGGCAAUGACAACGAUGUCCCGUCGAGUUACCCAGUCUUGGCAUGCUACUAUUCACCGAGCUUUAUUGAAGGAUUCAGGCACUUUAUUUGAAUGUGAAGGAAAUGGCACGGACAAAGAGACAUUUGGUUUGAAAUAUUCCAUGUCUGAAAUCAAACCAAACUAUGAAGCCAUGAUUAAAAGUGGUACCUUAAAGAUGACAGAUGUUGGAGUACAGCAAGCAAGGGAUUCCUCAAAUGUUAAAGGCCGUGGGACAAAGAGAAAGUUCCCUGACCAAGCAGGUGGCGCCGUUGGAAAGAGAGGACGUGUUGCGGGUGGAGAGGGUGCACCUAAAUUGCCAGCUCAUGGGUACCCCUUGGAGCACCCCUUCAACAAAGAUGGCUACAGAUACAUUCUAGCUGAACCAGAUUCCCAUGCCCCAUUCAGACAGGAAUUUGAUGAGAGUAGUGAAUGGUCUGGAAAGCCAAUUCCUGGCUGGCUGUACCGCAUGCUCAGUCCUAGCCAAGUUCUUCUUGCCCUUCAUGAUCGAGCUCCGCAGUUGAAAGUCUCUGAAGACAGGCUGACUGUGACUGGUGAAAAGGGAUAUUGUAUGAUUCGUGCUACUCAUUGUGUGAGUAGAGGCCAGUGGUAUUUCGAAGUUAAAAUAGACGAAAUGCCUGAAGGGUCUGCGACACGCUUGGGUUGGGCUCAAGAGUAUGGAAAUUUACAAGCUCCAUUGGGAUACGACAAAUUUGGUUAUUCAUGGCGCUCAAAGAAGGGGACACGGUUUCACGAGUGCCAUGGAAAGCAUUUCAGCGAAGGGUAUGGUGAGGGUGAUACUCUUGGCUUUCUCAUUAUCUUGCCUGAAUUGAAAGAACACAAUUACAUGCCACCUGUCUACAAGGACAAGCCUUUGGUAAAGUUCAAAAGUCAUUUAUAUUAUGAGGAAAAGGACCAAGUGAUUGACACGCUCAAGAACCUAAAACCCCUUCCUGGCAGCAAGAUCAUCUUUUUUAAAAAUGGAAAGUGCCAAGGAGAAGCAUUUACUGAUAUUUAUUUUGGAUCAUAUUAUCCAGCUGUGUCCCUGCACAAAAGCUGUUCUGUUACAUGCAAUUUUGGGCCCAAAUUUAAAUAUCCUCCUGAUGAGUUUGAAUUUAGAGGGAUGCAUGAGAAGGCAGAAGAUGCAAUUGUUGAACAAACAAUGGCAGAUAUGCUAUGGCUGACAGAACAUGAUGGCAAACUGAGGCUUGAUACCUAUUGCUCAUGAGUCCCCACACUCAUAGGUACUUAAUAAACGGUUUGCCCUAAAAUUUGAGUUUAAAAAAAUCCUGUUUCAUUUUACUUGUUAUGUAAUUUUUUUAUGGAUGCAAACACUUGAAGAAUAUUUUAUGAGAAUAUUGUAAAUAUUGCCACACAUGUGUGUGAGUUCAUGAACUCAAAUAAAUAGGUCAGUUGUGUUUUCAAG